Drosophila arizonae is the source of this 1638-nucleotide messenger RNA. RefSeq lists its product as uncharacterized. Lineage: Eukaryota; Metazoa; Arthropoda; Insecta; Diptera; Drosophilidae. The record is from RefSeq and is a predicted model, not a curated record.
UAUCGGCCAAAUUCUUUUUAGGGUAUAGAACUAAUAAAUCCGGCUUUCAGAUUAUUUUAAAGUUUUUACUUUUGUCUUUCCCCCUCUCCCAAAUUCCGGUAUAGAUACAAAAACCAAAGCUAAACAAUUAUCAAACCUCAAGUCAAUAGCCAAAAAAGCUCUGAAACCUAAAUCAAACACACACACACACACACACGCACGCACACACGCAAGCAAUCAAAACAAUCGGAACGAAUGAAAAUCAAACAAGAGAAUACAACCAAAAUAACAAGGGAAACAAAAAGGAACAGAGAAAUACAUGCACAAGCGUAUACAAGCACACACACACGCAUCCAGAGAGAAGAAAGAAAGCCAAAGAGCAGAAGCAAUGAACCCUCCUCGGCCCAGGUUGUUGUACAUGCGCCAGCACCGACUCCAGCCGGCGCUGCAUUGGGGACCCAACGAGGAGCAGCAACACGAUUACGAUCGUUUCAUACCGCCGUUGGUAGCGGCGCGCUUACAGCACGAGAACCCCAUGGAUGUGGCUCGGUUCGUACAGAACCUUCGGAUCAUUUUGCAACGCCAGCGCGUCCAUUUCGACAUGGGCGAGGGCGAUGGGAUCCACGUGUGGAGUUGGCGCCUGCCGCCCCGGGCGAUCGAUCAGGAUGGCGGCGGCGAUGACAUACGUCUGCGUCGACGGCUGCAGGCGCAAAUGCUGCCGGUCGUCCAUAGGCUGCCCGAGGCGGACUAAUUCUCGACAGGCAUGAAACCAAUACCCGCAUUUCCUUGUUUUUCGCCCCAUCCCAUUCGCUCCUUCAGUUGAGACAGACGCCGGAGCGGCACCGGGACUACAAUUUGUGAGGCGAAUCCGCCGCUCUCGAUUUGUGUGACGCGCAUUUUGCAGAUGUAAGUGGCAUAAACCCAAAAAUGAUGAAACAGAGAGAGAAAUCCGUAAUAGCUUGAAUAGGCAGACGAUGUAUGCUCUUCUGACCACCUACUCGUGACACUAACCCUAGCCGAAAGCUCACAUUCCAUUACUACGCUAGAAAUAGAGCGGCACACAGAUUUCCUCAACCUUCCAGCUUCUUGCCCUUUUAUUUGUUUUCGUUAUUGUCUAUUUCGGGCAAUGGGCGCACCGAAGCAAAUGCUAAAAGCGAGAGCCGGCUGAGCAGUCUAGCAGGGAGUUGAGAGAGCAUCGGAGGAGGAGCAGCAGGCGGACAGACGGUACACGCACGCAUAUAAUAAUUUCCUGUUCAAUGAGCAAUUACUGUAAUAAAGAUACAUCUCGGCUACUCUAUUAUACGCAUCGCAUUUAUAUGCCCCAACUCCCCCAUAACUUCACUCCCCCAACCGACUAACUCAGGGACACCAAAUUUGGUCUAGUCCAUGACAAUGAUGAUGAUGAUGAGAGUGAAAACGGAAGAGGAGUGACAUCACACAUAGAGCAUGGAGGCAGGAGAAAAGCCCAAAAAGACGAGACGAAUACCAGAUUCAAGGUCUAUACAAUUGCAGCUUGCCGCGAUGGCCUCGAUUACAAUUGUCGAUUGCCUAGCCUGGGUUGGGACUCACAUCUACUUCAAGCGCUAGGAGAUUAGACUAUAACAAGAACUGGGGCUAUAUAUAUAUAAGAAGAGAAAAUUGGAGUGCGCAAAAUCGAAA